GAGUUUCUGAAGACAACAAGCACCAUGAGGACGAGGUUAGCGACAUGGACAAGGCUACUGAGCCUGGCCCUGUCACUAACGGCAGUUGCUGCCAAAAAGGACGCGCCUGCCAUCGAGGAAACCGCCUUCAAAUCGCUUCCCGCCAACAUCUUCUACUUCGACGAUAGCGACACUGUGCUGGUCACUGACAUCAAGCCUGGCAUUGUUUACCGCUCCACCGACGCUGGUGUAAGCUGGAAAGCCAUCAAGGAUAUCACCGAGGGCAAGAUUGGACAAGUCUUUCCGCAUCCAUACGACUCCAAGGCAGCCAUUGCUAUUGGUCAAGACAAGACGCACUGGAUCACAAAGGACAGGGGUGACUCCUGGUCCGAGUUCAAGACCAAGUAUGAAGUUGCCAAUGGGCGCGCUCUGAGCUUCCAUGCAGACGACCCGGACCGCAUCAUCAUCAGCACCCUCGACUGCCAUGGCUCCGUCUGGGGCGACUGCACUCCCAAGUACCCUUCUAAUGCAGUCACANNGGCUUACUACACGCUCAACGGCUUCAAAGACAUCGAACUGCUCCACGACAAGGCUGUCUCGUGUCUCUGGGCCAAAUCCAACGACCUCUUCACCACCAGCGACGACAAGCUCGACAAAGACCAGGUUCUCUGUGUUGUUGAGGGCAAAUACUCGACAUGGCAAAAGGACAAUCGCCUCCUGAUGUCCAACGAUUUCUUCGACAAGUCCGAAUUCGAGCCUACCAUGUCUGAAGGUCGCACCGUCCCUGGCGUCGUCAAUGUUGCUGCUGUCAAGGGUUACAUUGCUGUUGCCGCAAAAUCUGAAGGAACCACUGAACUUGCCAUGUAUGUUACCGACGACGCAAAGACAUGGCACCGCGCAGAGUUCGGCAGCCACAAGCUUGAGGAAAACGCAUACACGCUGUUGGAGUCGACAAACUACAGCAUUCAGGUCGAUCUCAUGACGUCCAGUAUAUCUUCACCCAUGGGCGCUCUCUUCACCAGCAACUCCAACGGUACCUAUUUCACCAAGAACAUCGAGCACACGAACCGCAACAUGCAAGGAUAUGUCGACUUCGAAAAGAUUCAAAGCAUCCAGGGCAUCGUUCUUGUCAACGUUGUUGAUAACUGGGAAGAGUUGGAAAAGGAUUUCAUGGCCGACAAGAAAAUUAAGUCAAAGAUCAGUUUUGACGAUGGAAGAGUUUGGCAUGACAUGAAGGUCAACAAGGACGACCUUCACCUCCACUCAGUCACCGAUCAACGCAACAUUGGACGCGUUUUCACCAGUCCUGCUCCCGGUAUUGUCAUGGGCGUCGGAAACACUGGCAAACACCUCAAGACUUAUGAAGAAGGCGACACUUUUGUCUCGGACGAUGCCGGUCUCACAUGGCGUCUCGCUCUGGAGGGUCCUCACCUCUACGAAAUGGGCGAUCAGGGUGCAAUCCUUGUUGCAGUCGAAGAUACCGACACAAGAAAGAUCAGGUGGAGCAUCGAUCACGGAAAGAAGUGGGAGUCUUUCGAACUGAAGGACAAGAUCAGACCAAUCGUCCUCCUGACAGUUCCCGAUUCCACAAGCCUCAAGUUUAUCCUCGUAGCCUCCAAGGGCAGUGGUGGCAAGCUGGAGCAUUUCACAUAUUCUCUGGACUUCAACGAGCUUCACGAGGACAAGUGCAAGGACUCCGACUUCGAGAAGUGGGCCGCACGAGUUGACGAAGACGGCAAGCCAAGCUGUUUGAUGGGUCACAAGCAAUUCUUCCGCAGACGCAAGGCCGACGCCGAUUGUUUUGUUGAUGUCGAGUUCAAGGAUCCUCAGCCUAAGUACGAAAAUUGCAAGUGCUCUGAUGCUGACUACGAGUGCGACUACAACUUUGAGAGAUCUGAAGAUGGCAAGGAAUGUGUACCUGCUGGAGUUCUCAAAGCUCCUGAAGGCGCCUGCAAGGAUGGCGAAGAAGAGUACGAGGGUAGCUCAGGCUAUCGCUUGAUUCCAGGCAACACCUGCGACAAGGAAGACGGUGUCGAGAAAGACAAGCCUGUCAAGCGACCUUGCAAGGAUACCACUAAGCCUCCAGCAUCCGGGAAGAUCUCUCACGAGAUCAACAAGUUCAAGGGCGCCAAAUUUGCCGAAUACUAUUAUCUCGAGAGAGCUGCUUCUGCUUCUGGAGAUGACGAAACAAUCAUCAUGCGUACCGAUAGACGCGAGGUGUUCAUCUCUCACGAUGGUGGUAAGAAAUGGGAUCAGGCACUACCCGAUGAAGAGAUCGUGUCUGUCUACCCUCACCAGUACAACCAGGACACUGUCUAUAUGAUCACUCCAUCCAAGAAGGUCUUCUACUCGAAGAACCGUGGCAAGAACAUUCACCAUUUCAAUGCCCCAGAGGAACCCAAUCAGGACCGUGUUCAGAUUUUGAGCUUCCACCCGACCCAGAAGGACUGGCUCAUCUGGACGGGUGGCAAGGAUACNAAGGGCUUCGGCACCGAUUGUCACUCUGUUGCCCAUGUCACCAAGAAAAAUGGUGAGGACUGGGAUGCAUUACUCCGCUUUGUUCGCAAAUGUCAGUUUGUUGCCAGGGAAGAUCGCAAUGGUAGCGACAGCAUGGUCUUCUGCGAGCAGUAUCAGGACGAAGACCCGUCUAAGCCCCUGCAACUGAUCUCCAGUGAUGACUGGUUCGAGCACAAGGAGGUUCAUUUCGAAGAUGUUAUCAGCUUUGCCACCAUGUCCGAGUUUAUGGUUGUCGCCCUCAGAGACAAGGAUGGAAAGGACCUACGUGUGGACACCAGCAUUGACGGCAGAACCUUCGCUAACGCCCAGUUCCCCAAGAACUUCAAGGUUCCUCAUCAGCAGGCUUACACUGUUCUUGACAGCUCAACCCAUGCCAUUUUCCUCCACGUUACCGUUAACAACAGAGAAGGUCAGGAAUAUGGAUCUAUCGUCAAGUCCAACAGUAAUGGUACCUCAUAUGUUAUGAGCAUUGGAGCAGUCAACCGCAACACCCCUGGAUAUGUCGACUUUGAGAAGAUGCAAGGACUUGAGGGUGUCAUUGUCGUCAAUGUUGUUUCCAACGUUGGGGAAGUCGAUGGCGGCGCUUCCAAGAAGCUCAAGACCAUGAUCACUCAUAACGAUGGUGCAGAAUGGGGCCUCGUCUCUCCUCCCAAGAAGGACUCUGACAACAAAGACUUCGAUUGUAGUGGUGACUUGGAGAAAUGCUCUCUUCAUCUCCAUGGUUACACCGAGCGCAAGGAUCCUCGCGACACUUAUUCCUCGCCAUCUGCCGUUGGCUUGAUGAUGGCUGUAGGUAAUGUCGGACCCAGCCUUGGUCCUUACAAGGAGGGUAAUACUUUCAUCACCCGUGACGGUGGUGUUGAGUGGUACGAAGUCUUCAAGGGAACUUACAUGUGGGAAUACGGCGACCAAGGUUCCAUCAUUGUCAUAGUCCAAGAGGCAACGCCCGUCGACACUGUCUACUACACUACCAACGAGGGCAAGAAGUGGACCGCAUACCAGUUCAGCGACUCAAAAGUCCUCGUUGAGAAGAUCUCCACUGUUCCCACUGAUACAUCCCGCAACUUCAUCCUUUGGGGUAAAGAUGGAGGCUCCUCAGGCGGUCUUGUCACAGUCAAUCUCGAUUUCUCUGGCCUUACAGAUCGUCUAUGCAAACUCGACGAAGACACACCGGAUUCAGAAGAAAGCGACUACUACCUCUGGGAGCCCAAGCACCCUCUUUCUGACUCGAACUGCCUCUUCGGUCAUAUUGCGCAGUACCAUCGCAAGAUUCCUGACAACGAAUGUUACAAUGGUCCCGCCAUCCAGCGUCUCCACGGCAUUUCUCAAAACUGCACUUGCACUCGUCAAGACUUUGAAUGCGACUACAACUACGAACGUCAAAACGAUGGUUCAUGUGCUCUUGUCCCUGGUCUUGAGCCCAUCAAUCCUCUGGAGUACUGCGCUGCAAAUCCUGAUCUGGAUGAGUACUACGCACCUAGCGGAUACCGCCGUAUUCCACUCACUACCUGUGCCGGCGGCAAAGAAUUCGACAAGAUCUCCGAGCCUUACCCUUGUCCUGGCCACGACAAGCAAUUUGAGAAGAAACAUGGAAUUAGUGGAGCUGGUAUCUUCUUCGCCAUUUUCAUUCCUAUCGCUGCCGCUGCGGGUGUAGGAUACUGGGUCUACCGCAACUAUGAUGGCCAGUUUGGUCGCAUCCAACUUGGCGACACCGGAAUGAUGGGCAAUGGCAAUGGAGCCUUUGACUCGGAACAGCCUUGGAUCAAGUACCCUGUUGCCGCUCUUUCUGCUGUUGUAGCCGUCCUCGCCGCUAUUCCUAUGGUCGUCGGAGGACUUUUCCGCAUGGCCAGCCAGCGAUUCGGACGUGGCGGCUCUGGUGGAGGCUACUCAAGACCGUACACCAGUCGUAGCAGCUUCUCAAGAGGUAGAGGCGAUUACUCUCAUGUUGAUGCUGACGAGGGCGAGCUGCUUGGUGAUGAGAGCGACGAGGAGGUAUAG
Messenger RNA from Aureobasidium vineae, 4494 nucleotides. NCBI's taxonomy places the organism in Eukaryota, Fungi, Ascomycota, Dothideomycetes, Dothideales, Saccotheciaceae. The record is from the annotation of a GenBank genome assembly.